Messenger RNA from Solanum verrucosum, 1051 nucleotides. Its product is annotated as protein SCO1 homolog 1, mitochondrial. The transcript has 7 exons. Lineage: Eukaryota; Viridiplantae; Streptophyta; Magnoliopsida; Solanales; Solanaceae. The record is from RefSeq and is a predicted model, not a curated record. Gene Ontology annotation, biological process: mitochondrial respiratory chain complex IV assembly. The coding region runs from base 26 to 1036 and encodes 336 amino acids.
ACAAGCUUUCAUCCUGCAAAUAGCAAUGGCGAAAGCAAUAUCAAGAAAUCAAUACAUUCGCUAUCUCUAUCACUCCAUUUCUUCCCAGCAAUGCCGUUCAACCAAGCCUUCAUUUCAUCUUUUCCACAGCCUUUCAAAUGCACCCACCACACCCAAAUCUUUACCCUUUUCUCCAUUGGCUAUGCGUUUGGAUCGAUUGGAAAAUGGGUUCAUUUCUUAUAGGUUUCUGUGCACCUCAAGUUCUAGUAAUCAAUCGAAUUCCGGGUCGGGUGGAUCCUCUGCUGGAGCGAAUUCUGGGUCUGGUGGAUCUUCUACCGGAACUAAUACUGGAAACCGUGAGAGCUCUGGUGGUUCUCAGAAGACUGAACAGGGAAAGUCUAUUCGGGGUAGUCCUGUUUCAUGGAUGAGCUUCUUUCUACUUCUUUGCACUGGAGCAGGAUUGGUUUUCUAUUAUGACAGGGAAAAGAGACGGCAUAUUGAAGAUAUCACCAAUGCUUCAACUUCCGUAAAGCAAGGACCUUCAGUAGGAAAAGCAGCCAUUGGUGGUCCAUUUAGUCUUAUUGACCAUAAUGGAAAACCAGUAACUGAGAAAGACUUCUUUGGCAAGUGGACAGUUGUAUAUUUUGGUUUCACUCACUGUCCAGAUAUAUGUCCGGAUGAGCUACAAAAACUCGCUGCUGCAGUUGAUAAAAUUAAGGAGACGUCUGGAAUUGAAAUAGUACCUGUAUUUAUCUCAGUUGAUCCUGAAAGAGAUACAGUUGAGCAAGUAGGCGAAUAUGUUAAAGAGUUCCACCCAAACUUGAUUGGCCUCACUGCUAGCCCAGAAGAAAUAAAGAAAACAGCACGUGCUUAUCGGGUUUACUAUAUGAAGACAGAAGAAGAAGGCUCAGACUACCUUGUUGAUCACUCUAUAGUCAUGUAUCUUAUGGAUCCUAAGAUGGAAUUUGUGAAGUUUUUUGGGAAGAACAAUGACGUUGACAUGCUUACCGAUGGAAUAAUUAAGGAGAUAAAGCAAUACAAGAAAGUCAAGGCAUAAUACUCUUGGCUCUUC